This is a messenger RNA of Cydia strobilella, 1387 nucleotides long. RefSeq names its product gastrula zinc finger protein XlCGF7.1-like. The record is from RefSeq and is a predicted model, not a curated record. The transcript is spliced from 2 exons. Lineage: Eukaryota; Metazoa; Arthropoda; Insecta; Lepidoptera; Tortricidae. Bases 111 to 1025 code for a protein of 304 amino acids.
GUGAACGUGACAGCUGAUGACAGCAAAAGCCAUUAAAAAAAAGCCUUAGCGUGGUGGUUAUUUUAAUUUUCUUCUUGUUUCAGUAACAUCAAAUAAACAUCAUCAGUAUCAUGCGUAUUGCAUCCACUCUCGUCUCUGCUGCGGUGUCGGGGCGGGGCAGAAGGUCGACCCGGCGAUCGACGGGUUGGGGCCGCUCGUGCUCGGUCAGGCUGGAGCGCCUGCUGGUGGACGCGGCGCGGCGUACCUGCCAGGUCGGACGUCGCAAAUACAAGCUGCGCACCACCGAGCCCGCACACACACACAAAGUCACCACCACAAUCUUUCAAUGCCACCAUUGCGGAAAACAGUUCAGGAACAAGUCGGUUCUGAAGAAACACGUACACAUUCACUCAUCUUUACAUAAUUCAACCAGAGAAGAUCAUAGUUUGGAAAACAAAAAAUACAGCGAUAAGAAAUACACGAGUGAUCGUAAAAUAAAUCCGCGAAGACGCGGAAUGAAACAUUCUAGUAAGAAGCAGUUUCAGCCGAAGUGUGACACAUCUGAUGAGGAAACAAACUUACAGGCUCACCUGAUUAUACGCACCGGUGAAAAACCUUUCAGGUGCAGCCACUGUGGCUACAAGUGUAAAAAGAAAUCAGGUAUAAUGUCUCACCUCAUGAUUCACACUGGCGAUAAGCCUUUCCAGUGUAGCUACUGUGAUCACAGGAGCCGCCGCAAAGGACACUUACGAAUUCACGAGAUGACACACACUGGUAAAACACCGUUUGUGUGUGAUCAAUGUGAUAAAAAGUGUUUUACUCAAGGUUCGUUACAUCGUCAUCUCUUGAUCCACACAGACGAGAAGCCUUACAAGUGUACGUACUGUGACUACAGGAGCCGUCAGCAAGUGAACAUACGGUCUCACGAGAUGACACAUGCAGGUGAAAAACCCUUUAAAUGUAACUACUGCAAUUACAAAUGUAGACAUAAACGACAGUUACGUAAUCAUGAGAUGAAACAUACAGAUGAAGAGCUAGAUGACUAAUUAAUUAGCGCUGAACUGAAAUUGAUGUCAUAUAUACUAUAGAAAAAGUGACAUCCCUCCAGUGGCAGAGGGCGGAUUUGAACCUGUGUCUUCAGCUAUCGCGGCUAACGCCCUGGACCUCUAGGCUACCCCGUCACGGCGGAUUUUCAAAAAAAAAAAAUAUUUGAAAUGUGACGUUUUCAAUCAAAAGGUACCACAUUGUCGCUUACCAUAUGGACGAAAAUUGCUUGUAUCUUUAUACGAAAAUCCUGUUGAGCGUCCUUAUGGCAAGUGACAAUGUGGUACCUUUUUGCUUGAAUUGACACAUAUGGUGUCUUAAGUCUUUAGUCACUUAGUGUAAUCUAUCUGAUUCAAAUUAAUAU